Molecule: messenger RNA, 327 nt
Organism: Cotesia congregata
Lineage: Eukaryota; Metazoa; Arthropoda; Insecta; Hymenoptera; Braconidae
Source: the annotation of a GenBank genome assembly
AUGAAUGAAUAUUUAUUAAAUAGUCGAAAAAAAUCAAAAGUGUUGAAAAUAAAAAUGACUAAAAAUCACUGCAAAAUAUGCGAGCUCCUAGGCGAGCGGAAAGUGCCGGAGGAUCACGGAUUAAGCCACCCGUGUCACUUAUCAUCGCUCCAUCAAUUAAAUUACCUCAAUAUAAAUGGAUUAAACUGUAGUCAAAACUCAAGCAUCGACUAUGCAAACUACGGGUUGCUAAACGGUCUGUAUCUGCCGCAAUUGAAGGACAUGAUGCUAGCCGCCUACUUACUUAGAGGUUGUAAGAAACAUCCGGAAGAAAACGCACCGUUGUAA